AUGAAUUUCGUUUGGGAAAAAAAGAUUUUUUUAUUAUUUGAUUCAGUUCAUUUACUGAAAUGUAUAAGGAAUAAUUGGUUAAACCAAGCUGAAACCAAUCAAACCUUUAAUAUUCCAUCUUUUGAUGAUACAGAUAAUAAGUUGUACUGUGCAAGUCUAUUGCAUCUGAAAAAAUUAUAUAACAUAGAGCAACAGCAUUCUAUAAAAAUAGCUCCAGCUCUUUCGAAAAAAGUUCUAUAUCCAACUUCUUUAGAACGGCAGAAUGUUUCUACUGCCGUUAAACUUUUUGAUGAAAAGACUGUUGCAGCAUUACAUGUCGAAUUAAAAGAAAACAAAACAGGAUAUGGAGAAACUGUUAGAGGAACAAAAUAUUUCAUAGAAAUAAUUUUGAAAUGGUGGAGUAUUGUCAAUGUUAAACAUCCACGCAAAGGACUACAUUUAGCAGAUCCGAAUCGUGAACCAGUAUUUUCAAUUAAUGAUGAUAAAAUUAAAUUUCUCGAAAAUUUUUGUACGUGGUUGAUAAAAUGGAAUGGUGAUGACAGGAAAAAGUCCGGAAAAACUGUUGGUCGACUCACCAGAGAAACAUAUCAUGCACUGAAACAUACAACCACAACUUUUAUCCAGCUUUCGGAUUAUUUAUUAAAGAAUUUAAAAUUCCAGUAUGUGCUGUAUGGAAAAUUUCAAACAGACAAUUUGGAGGCAAGAUUUGGACAAUAUCGCCAAAUGAGUGGUGCAAAUUACCAUAUUUCACUGACUCAGGCUUUAGAAUCUGAAAAGAAACUCCAGUUAAUUAGCUGGAUGAAAUUGAAUUCUUCAAAAAACGGGGAGUUCACAAUAAAGACAUUACAAACGGAUAAUGAUGAUUUAGACAACAGUACUGAAUGUAGCACUGAAAAGUUUAAUGAAAUUAUUUCCUUUUCACAAACAUUUAAAAUAACGGAAAAAGAUAUGAGAGUAUUAAUUUAUAUAGGUGGAUAUGUGGCUCGAAAAGUCUCUAAUAAAACAAAUUGUUCAAAAUGCAAAAAUAUUCUACAUUCUGAUAAGCACACUAAUGAUGGAAAAAGAUAA
This is a messenger RNA of Stegodyphus dumicola, 1068 nucleotides long. RefSeq lists its product as uncharacterized. NCBI's taxonomy places the organism in Eukaryota, Metazoa, Arthropoda, Arachnida, Araneae, Eresidae. The record is from RefSeq and is a predicted model, not a curated record.